This is a messenger RNA of Fibroporia radiculosa, 585 nucleotides long. RefSeq lists its product as uncharacterized. Gene Ontology annotation, molecular function: box H/ACA snoRNA binding. Gene Ontology annotation, biological process: ribosome biogenesis; snRNA pseudouridine synthesis; rRNA pseudouridine synthesis. Gene Ontology annotation, cellular component: nucleolus; box H/ACA snoRNP complex. Lineage: Eukaryota; Fungi; Basidiomycota; Agaricomycetes; Polyporales; Fibroporiaceae. The transcript is spliced from 4 exons. The coding region runs from base 1 to 585 and encodes 194 amino acids. The record is from RefSeq and is a predicted model, not a curated record.
AUGGCCAAAGACAAGUCCGAAAAGAAGGAUAAGAAGAGAAAGGAGGCGGCGGAGACCGUCUCUGAAUCUAUCGAGGUUGUAGACGUCGAGAUGGAGGACUCAGCAAAGGCCGAGAAGAAGGGGAAGAAGGCAAAGGACGAUAUCAUCAUUCCCUUGGAGGACCUAUCACCAAUAGCGCACCCAUUAGCGCAAAAAAAGCUAGUCAAGAAACUGCACAAAACAAUCAAGAAAGCCUCCAAGCACCGACAGGUCAAGCGCGGCGUCAAGGAGGUUGUGAAGGGUAUCCGGAAGGGAGAGAAGGGGUUACUGGUGCUUGCGGCGGACAUCACACCAAUCGACAUCAUCUCGCAUCUGCCUGUAUUGAGUGAGGAUGCGGGUGUUCCCUAUGUGUUUGUCACGUCGAAAGAAGAACUUGGCCAUGCGAGCGCGACGAAGCGACCGACGAGUUGUGUCAUGGUGUGUCCAGACUCUAAAAAGAAGACAAAACGGAAAGAAGGGGAGGAGGACGAGGAUGAGGACUACAGGGAGUUGUACGACGAAUGCUAUCGGGAGAUUGAAGCGUUAGAUCAAAAGGUUGUGUUCUGA